Molecule: messenger RNA, 1585 nt
Organism: Hippocampus comes (tiger tail seahorse)
Lineage: Eukaryota; Metazoa; Chordata; Actinopteri; Syngnathiformes; Syngnathidae
Gene: zp3c
Product: zona pellucida glycoprotein 3c
Exons: 8
Coding region: 180-1553 (457 amino acids)
Biological process (GO): positive regulation of acrosome reaction; binding of sperm to zona pellucida; egg coat formation
Cellular component (GO): extracellular matrix
Molecular function (GO): acrosin binding
Source: RefSeq, a predicted model, not a curated record
AAAAAAUUAUUCCUGAUGCCUCAUCAUAAUAAUUUCUUCAUUUGUUUUACCCUGCAUAUGACCUAAAAAAUAGAAAGACUCUCAUUGGUUGUGCUAUUUGCUAAUUGACUCCAGGUGACAAUUGCCGGCAAACUUAUCAGGAGAGGUGAGCGCUGCAGAGGAAGUAAGGUGCUCAGAAAAUGGGGUUGAUGUGGAUGUGCAUUUUUUUACUUCACUUUUACUCUGUCUACUCUAAUCCUCUGGCAAGUGUGCCAGAACAUGAAGAUGCAGAAUUAGAAUGGAAGAAUUUGCAGGCAGAGCUGAAGAAUGAGAUGGAUCAAGUGCCUCCAAGCCUUGCACCCAGAUCCCCUGUGUUUCGGGACAGAUUCCGAAGGAGUAGAUCAGCACCUCAAAUGGCUCCUUGGUAUAGAAUUGUGCCUUUCUCACAAGAUCCAAAAGAGUUAUUCAUGCCAGAAAAAGGUGUUCGACCUAUCCCCGCCUCAGUCAAGGAAAUGUUGCUUGCACCACCUCCCACUGUUGCCUCACUUGGAGAAGCAGCCAAAAAUAAGCUUGUUGAGGUCUUGUGCCACAUUGACCGUAUGUAUGUGAAAGUAAGCAAGGAGCUUUUCUCAACAAGAGACGCAUUCAAAGACUUGAAACUUGGCAAGUGUCCUGUGAACGAAGGCACUUCGGAAAAUUAUUACCUUCUGUAUCUUCUGAAAAAUGACUGUGGAUUCAAGAGAGAGAGUACUGAUGACUAUUUGUUCAUCAGUAUUGUGCUCCACUACAAGCCAACCACUCCAGUUAUACGAGAGAUGCCAUUUGACGUUGUCUUGCAGUGUAAAUACCCAAGGCAUUUUCACUCCUUCCAUCCUGGCAUCUCUAUCGAAUUGAGGAGGGGCACGGUUUACAAACCCCUCCGAUCAAAACAUGCUUACGUAAUCAUUCCUCAAGAUGCAUCAGGGAAUGAAAUUGGGGGAGAUAAAACGUUUAUCCUGGGACAGCCGAUGUACUUUGAGGUGAAACGGGCAGACAACAUUUCCACGAACAAGAGGCUUUACAUCAACAAGUGUUUCAUGACAGCUCUCCAAGAUCCUUACUCUGAACCUAAAUACACAGUUAUUGACAACCAAGGUUGUAUGAUUGAUAGUAAGGUGACGAGACAGUCUGCGUUUCUCAAGGGCCACUUAAACGUCCAAAAAUUCUCAGUGAGUGCCUUCAUUUUCAAAGACACGGCUGCUUCUUCAUCAUCACCGCAACUCUAUCUGCACUGUGAAUUCUCUAUGGGCGAUCCAACACCCACCUCCAGUUCAAAGGCUUGCAAUUACCAUCAAGCUACCAAAAAGUGGAAAGAGUUGCAUGGUAAUGACAGCGUGUGUACCUGCUGUGAAUCCUCCUGCUUGUCACUAUCAAAAGCUUCUGGGAACAUGGUCUCAAGUCCGUCAUGGAAGGUUAGCUUCAGAGGUAAGGAUGGAAACCCGGACUUUGAGCUCAAGCCGAAAUCUGCUGUCUGGGGCACGUCCAGCUUUGAGGACUUGAAGGACCAUCGUGACUUCCUUAGCUACUGGGAGUAAUUAUAUCUUGGAAAUAAAACUACUCCACCUCA